AUGUCCGAGUUUAUUGGCCAGGAGAUCACACGCAUUCGCCAACUCGUCGGACCAACCGGACAGGUACUUGGUACCGUGUCGGGCGGCGUGGAUUCUACAGUUGCUGCUAAGCUGAUGACCGAAGCUAUCGGUGACCGUUCCCAUGCUGUGCUAGUCGAUAACGGCUGUAUGCGUCUAAAUGAAUGCGAAAUUGUCAAAGAUGUGCUGCAGAAGCAGCUUGGUAUCAAUCUUACCGUUGUCGAUGCCAGCGAGGAGUUUUUAAACGGGUUGAAGGGCGAGCACGAUCCCGAGAAGAAGCGCAAUGGAAAGUUCAUCGACGUCUUCGAGGAGGAGGCCCGCAAUAUCGAGGCUAAGAGUGCCGGAAACGUCGAGUGGUUCUUACAGGGCACUCUCUACCCAGACGUUAUUGAGAGUAUCUCAUUCAAGGGUCCUUCGCAGACUAUCAAGACUCACCACAACGUGGGUGGUAUCGCCGAGCGUCUUAUGGCCGGCCACGGCCUGGAGCUAAUCGAGCCUCUCCGCGAGCUCUUUAAUAUUGAGUUCCGCGAGCUAGGCCGCCAGCUCAAGAUCUCCGAGGAGCUUUUUGGCCGUCACCCCUUCCCUGGCGAAGUUACUAAGGAGAAGGUCGAUAUGGCCCGGAAGGCCGACCACAUCUUCAUUGGUAUGAUCCGCGAAGCCGGUCUGUACGACGACAUCGGCCAGGCGUACGCCGCGCUAGACCCCUCGCGCGCCGUUGGUGUUAUGGGCGAUAAGCUUGUGUACGCUAAUAUUAUCCUCCUCCGCACCAUCUCCACGAAGGACUUUAUUACCGCCACUCCCUACCCCUUCGCCUACGACUUCCUGACCAAGGUCCCUACCCGCAUCGUCAACGAAGUCGAGGAUGUGUGCCGUGUCGCAUACGACUUCACUAGCAACCCCCUCCCCCGGCGGUAUUGA
Penicillium samsonianum is the source of this 936-nucleotide messenger RNA. RefSeq lists its product as uncharacterized. The record is from RefSeq and is a predicted model, not a curated record. NCBI's taxonomy places the organism in Eukaryota, Fungi, Ascomycota, Eurotiomycetes, Eurotiales, Aspergillaceae. Gene Ontology annotation, molecular function: GMP synthase (glutamine-hydrolyzing) activity; GMP synthase activity; ATP binding. Gene Ontology annotation, cellular component: cytosol. The coding region runs from base 1 to 936 and encodes 311 amino acids. The transcript has 4 exons. Gene Ontology annotation, biological process: GMP biosynthetic process.